Molecule: messenger RNA, 543 nt
Organism: Gracilinanus agilis (Agile Gracile Mouse Opossum)
Lineage: Eukaryota; Metazoa; Chordata; Mammalia; Didelphimorphia; Didelphidae
Gene: C1H3orf18
Product: chromosome 1 C3orf18 homolog
Exons: 5
Coding region: 1-543 (180 amino acids)
Source: RefSeq, a predicted model, not a curated record
AUGAGUUACAGCCCAGCUUCCCCUCGGGACUUGUACCGAAGCAGCCCCCCUACCCCGGAGCCUGAUCUGGCAACCACCACAGAGGGGGCUGCUUCCGAGAGUACCCUCAGUCCUGAAACGACCAGCUUUAAUGGCACCAAAAUUCCAGAUGUGGCCAGCAGUGGGGCCAACAUGGGGACAAUGCUUCUAUCCUUUGGAAUCAUCACUGUGAUUGGCUUGGCUAUGGCAAUGGUUCUGUACAUCAGGAAAAGGAAGAGGUUGGAGAAACUUCGUCACCAGCUCAUGCCCAUGUACAACUUUGACCCUACUGAGGAGCAAGAUGAAUUGGAGCAGGAAUUAUUGGAGCAUGGAAGGGACGCUGCCUCUGCUCAGGCUUCUCAGAACAAGGCAAGACACCACAACCCCAGCCAGGAUAGACGGUCCAAGACUUAUGGCAGUGAAAGUGAGAGUGACGUCAAUGAUAGUGGUGGUGACGUCAAUGGCAGUCUUGGAGAUGGUGAUAUUGAUGCUGGUACAACCAAACCCAAGAACACCCCUGACUAG